GCCAGAGGGGCUACAUCGGCAUUUCUGUUAUUUCAGCUCCCAUUCACUUCGCAAUGAUAGCAGAUGCUGAGUUAGAGGAGAGAUUCCUUAAGGCGCAGAAUGUUUUGCAUUACGUGAGUAGGCCCGUUGCCUUUUUGGGAAUGUGGCCAGUGAACAUAACCACUGGCAGUCGGAUAAGAAUGGUUCUAUAUUUCAUAUACCACAUUUAUCGAAUGGGAAUGGAAUUCAUCGAUCUCGUCAUGGUUUUCGGGAAUCUUGAACAAGUAAUUGAAAAUCUCAUGAUAACCGGGACACAAGUUGCCAUCAUGAUGAGACUUACAUUUCCAAGAUUUACCUCGAGUAUGCGUCGAGUGAUCGAUGGAUUAAGUGACAUGCAUCAACGUGAUAACUUCACUGAUACCAGAGAAAUGGAAAUCUUCAUCGAAUAUAGUGAAAUUUGCGAAAAAUGUUACAGGAUUGUGGUAUGGUCUGCUACUUUUGCUUGUGCCUCCUGGUAUCUACUACCGGUGCAGACAUAUCUCAUCGUUAAAAUUCGCAACGGAACAUUCACAUAUGCAUCUCCUUGGCGAAUGCCUCCGUUUGAAGCGAUGGAGAAACCCGAGGUGGUGAUUUUACUCCACCUUAUUGAGAUACCAGUGGCAUAUUUGACUGCUUGUUAUUCAUUGACAUAUUGCAUAUACUUUACGCUGAUAAAUCAUAUCCGGGGUCAAUUAGUCAUCAUGAGUCAUAAAAUCAGAAAUCUCAACGUCGAUCCUGUAACAAAUAUGAGGAAAAUAUUCAAUCCCAUAGUUGAAAAGCAUAUCAAAAUACUUCAUAUAUCGAAAUCAUUAGACGAUUGUUCUCACAUUUACCUGCUAUUCGAGCUUCUCAAUACCAUUCUCACUCUUGCAUUGCUUUCAUACAACAUAAUGAUGAACAUUAAUCUGAGUGAGACUGCUUUGAUCAUCAAUUUUUUUGUCUACAUGUACUUCAUGACAGUACUCGUAUUUGCUAAUUGUUAUAUGAGUCAAUGUUUAGAGAAGGAGGCUAUGAAUCUGUUCUAUGCAUUUUAUGAACACGAUUGGAGCAAUCUGCCACUGCCAUAUCAGAAAGCGUUCAUAAUCUGUAUGCUGCGUGCUCAAACACCGUUGCACAUCACAGCCGGAAAAUUCUACGAGUUCUCCUUGAGUGGUUUUACAAGUAUCAUGAAAUCAUCAAUGGCCUUUGUCUCAAUGUUGAGGGCAACGAUUUGAAAUUAGGACAUUUUUGUCUCACGCAUAUUAUAAGGAUACAAAAUCUUUUGGUGCAAUUGUGCAACAUCAAGGGUCUG
Molecule: messenger RNA, 1309 nt
Organism: Diachasma alloeum
Lineage: Eukaryota; Metazoa; Arthropoda; Insecta; Hymenoptera; Braconidae
Gene: Or194
Product: odorant receptor 85f
Exons: 7
Coding region: 54-1232 (392 amino acids)
Biological process (GO): detection of chemical stimulus involved in sensory perception of smell; sensory perception of smell
Cellular component (GO): plasma membrane
Molecular function (GO): olfactory receptor activity; odorant binding
Source: RefSeq, a predicted model, not a curated record